Apiotrichum porosum is the source of this 807-nucleotide messenger RNA. RefSeq lists its product as uncharacterized. The record is from RefSeq and is a predicted model, not a curated record. Lineage: Eukaryota; Fungi; Basidiomycota; Tremellomycetes; Trichosporonales; Trichosporonaceae. The coding region runs from base 1 to 807 and encodes 268 amino acids. The transcript is spliced from 4 exons. Gene Ontology annotation, molecular function: oxidoreductase activity.
AUGGUCACUCAAUCCACAACAAACUCAAACGCAGUCGCUCUCGUUACCGGUGGCAGCAGCGGCAUCGGUGCUGCGUCCGUCAAGGCCUUUUUGGCCAAGGGCGUCACCAAGGUCGUCGUCGCAGACUACAGCGACAGCCUCACCUCGGCCGUGCAGGCGUUCAGCAAGGCGUAUCCCGACGCCGAGAUCGUCGGUGUCAAGACGGACGUGUCCGACGAGGCCCAGGUCAAGGCCAUGGUCGCGACUGCCGUGGACAAGUUUGGCCGUCUCGACUAUGCCGUCAACUGCGCCGGUAUUGGCCUCGCUGCUCCGUUCACCGACACCACGACCGAGCUGUACGACAAGGUCACGGGCGUCAAUGAGCGCGGCGUCUUCCUCUGCGUCAGGGAGCAGCUCAUCCAGAUGCUCAAGCAAGACUACCAACCUUCGCGCGACGACCGCCGCAAGCAGCGUGGCGCCAUUGUGAACAUUGCGUCCAUCCUGGGCCAGUUUAGCUGCCAGAGCACCACAGCGUACGUCAGCAGCAAGCACGCCGUGUGCGGCCUCACCAAAUCGGCCUCGUUUGAGAACUCGUCAAAGGGCGUCCGCGUCAACGCCAUUGCACCUGGCUGGAUUGACACCCCCAUGACGGCUUCGGAAGGUGCCAACCUCCUCUUCCAGUGGGGCACCACGCCAGACCGUACCCCGCUCGGCCGCGGCGGCUACGCCGAGGAGAUUGCCGACGUUGUAGUCUUCCUCUGCUCCGAGGAGGCGUCGUUUGUCACUGGCGCCGUUUGGAACGUCGACGGCGGCUACUCGACUGUCUAG